AUGUCCGAGCUACCCAAGGGCUCGUCUCCACGCAUGGUUCGCGCAAAAGUGAGCCUGCACCAGCAAGUCUUCGGGGGUCCAGACCAGCAGGACGAGGAGCGCGGUAAACUCGUCAAAGCUCCCGAGGAGCCUCAUCUGAGAUCACCAUCCAGGAUGAGCAACCGCAACUCGAAGGAAGAGGUGGAUGAAGUGGUGUCCAGAUUCACCGAAGCCUUCCCCAGUUUCGAGCAGGACCUUGCGGAGCGGACCAGAUUGGCAGAGUGCGAGGGCGAAGGCGACGAUCGCAGCAGUACUGCCGGUAGCAGUGAUGACAGCGCUGCUACGCUCCAGGCUGGGGAGUGGGCUGAAGACACGCCCUCAGCUCUCACUCAGCCGCCUUGGGACUUUCAGAUCCCGGACUUGUCAGGACCAGACGCCGAAGAAACCCCUAUCAUGCCGACCAGUCUUCGGCCGUGA
Saxophila tyrrhenica is the source of this 456-nucleotide messenger RNA. RefSeq lists its product as uncharacterized. The coding region runs from base 1 to 456 and encodes 151 amino acids. The transcript has 2 exons. The record is from RefSeq and is a predicted model, not a curated record. NCBI's taxonomy places the organism in Eukaryota, Fungi, Ascomycota, Dothideomycetes, Mycosphaerellales, Extremaceae.